AUGCAGGGACUCAUAAGCGUUCUCACACUCUCGGUUCUUGUUUCUUGGACCAUCGGGGGAGUGACAGCCGCAAAUUACAGCGUGGUAGACCACGGAGCCAAGGGAGAUGGCAAAACCGAUGACACCCAAGCAUUCACGGACGCUUGGAAUGCGGUGUGCAGUGAUGCCGCAGCUCCAACCUUCCUCGUCCCUUCAGGAAUGACGUUCCUGUUAGGGCAGGUCCUCUUCCAAGGCCCCUGCAAGUCCAACGUCCAUGUCGAGAUUUCUGGAAAUAUUCUACGGCCAAGCGGGUUAUGGUCAGGAGGCGUGGUGAGUUGGAUCGUGUUCAACAACGUCAACGGGCUCUCCAUCGCCAGCACCGGCGUGAUCGACGGCCAGGGAUCGGCCUACUGGACCUGCAGAAACAAUUACCAAUGCAAUGACGCUCCCAGCGCGUUGACUGUGCUCAACGCCAACGGGUCGAGGUUGAGUGGAUUGAAGCUCAUCAACAGUCCAAGCAAGCACCUCAUCGUGGGGCGGAGCGUGGGAGUCACCAUUGAUAGGAUCAACGUAACAGCCCCCGGGGACAGCCCCAACACGGAUGGGGUGUUCAUCCAGCAGAGCCAGCAUGUGUCUCUCUCGAACUCCAUCAUCGGCACAGGAGACGACUGCGUGGCGAUUGGCAAUGGAACCUUGGAUGUUACUGUCACCGGAAUAACCUGCGGUCCUGGACACGGAAUAAGUAUUGGCAGCCUGGGCAGUGAAAACUCUGAAGCACAAGUGGAACAAAUUCAUGUAUCUAACUCUAGGAUAUUCAACGCCACCAAUGGAUUACGAAUCAAGACAUGGCAGGGAGGAUCUGGUUAUGCAAAGAAUAUAUCAUUUGAGGCGAUCAACCUCGCUGCCGUAGACAAUCCUAUACUCAUAGAUCAAUAUUAUUGCCCGAGGGGAGAUUGUGCUCUCAACCAGUCGUCGAGUCUUCAAGUGAGUAAUGUGCACUACAGUGACAUAUCAGGAACAACAACCGGGAAGAUAGCCAUUAAUCUCAACUGCAGUCAAAGCGUGAUUUGUACAGACAUCAGCUUGCAGAACAUCAACAUCCAAUCUGCAGAUGCUGGAGGAACAGUAGUGGCUAACUGUACCAAUGUCCAGGGAACAGCAGUGGGCAUUGUUAAGCCUACAGUUCCUUGCUUAAACUAG
Messenger RNA from Musa acuminata subsp. malaccensis (wild Malaysian banana), 1179 nucleotides. The record is from RefSeq and is a predicted model, not a curated record. Lineage: Eukaryota; Viridiplantae; Streptophyta; Magnoliopsida; Zingiberales; Musaceae.